GCAUCAUGGCCGAGAGGCCGCGGCCCCCAGGCGGCGCCGUGUCUGCGUCUGCCUAUCCCGAUACCCCGGCCGAGUUUCCCCCGCACCUCCAGGCGGGUGCGAUGCGGCGCCGCUUUUGGGGCGUGUUCAACUGCCUGUGCGCCGGCGCGUUUGGGGCCCUGGCCGCCGCCUCCGCCAAGCUGGCCUUCAGCAGCGAGGUGAACACAGGCCUACGCAUCUUAGGCAUUAUUGUGAUGUUCAGCACCAAUUCUCUGAUGUGGACCUUCUUUAGCCGUGGCCUCAGUUUCUCCAUGUCUUCAGCCAUUGCAUCUGUCACAAUGACAUUUUCAAGCAUCCUCAGCUCGGCCUUCCUGGGCUUUGUGCUGUAUGGAGAGUGCCAGGAAGUCUUGUGGUGGGGAGGAGUGUUCCUCAUCCUCUGUGGACUCAGCCUGAUCCACAGAAAGAUUCCACCCACCUGGAAGCCCCUUCCACACAAGCAGCAGUAGUAUCAACUGGCUGGAUGGACCAGCUGGAAAGAUCAUGAUGGCAUGCAGUUGGCAUGUGGGACUGCUUCCAAGCGUGCAGCUGGCCUUCCAGCAAUCAGCCAAAGGAAGGUGCAGGACCAGCCAGGUCUUCAGGCCAGCCCUGCUCACGAGGGAAGCAGGCCUCUGACGGAGCAGCCUUGAGGGUGGAUAGCUCUGGCUUCUGAGGAGAGGUACAGCAGUGGCAGUGUUCUGCCUGAAGCAUUCCUGAUCGUCUGAACAGUACUUUUGAUUCUUAUGCUCCCAGCCAAGUGAACCUUGGCAGAGGCUGGAGAUCCUGAGGUUGCUCUGCUUUGUAUAUGGUACUUGAAACCACGCUGUGAUUGUAGUCUUGUUGCCUAACAAAAGCCAGUCUCAGAACUCUAGAAUCAGUGACUGGUGGGGCCUUCUGACAACUCCAUGCUUAUGUGUCAGACCAUCUGUGUCAUACUUAUGUACUAUGGCAAGAGAAGGAAAACUGGGUUAAUAAAUUCUUUUUUUAUAAGUUAAAA
This is a messenger RNA of Carlito syrichta (Philippine tarsier), 1012 nucleotides long. RefSeq names its product transmembrane protein 42 (gene TMEM42). The coding region runs from base 6 to 485 and encodes 159 amino acids. The record is from RefSeq and is a predicted model, not a curated record. The transcript has 3 exons. NCBI's taxonomy places the organism in Eukaryota, Metazoa, Chordata, Mammalia, Primates, Tarsiidae.